This is a messenger RNA of Fopius arisanus, 2058 nucleotides long. RefSeq names its product no poles (gene nopo). The transcript is spliced from 7 exons. Gene Ontology annotation, biological process: replication fork processing; protein ubiquitination. The coding region runs from base 152 to 1378 and encodes 408 amino acids. Gene Ontology annotation, cellular component: site of DNA damage; nucleus. NCBI's taxonomy places the organism in Eukaryota, Metazoa, Arthropoda, Insecta, Hymenoptera, Braconidae. The record is from RefSeq and is a predicted model, not a curated record. Gene Ontology annotation, molecular function: ubiquitin protein ligase activity.
CCGUUGGCCCUUCGUUUAAAUAGCAAACACAGUUCUAUUCAUAACCUCACUAGCCUAGAUCUCCAUGAGUUGUUGUCAUUCGAGAUUUCAAUCGAAUCAGAUUAAUUAGAGAAACGUCAGAUGAUUAAAGUGAAUUACUCUCGAGGAUAAGAUGCAGAGUUCAUCUUGUGCUAUUUGCAUUUCCCUUCUGGACCGGAAUGACGAUAUUUUCUCAACUAUUUGUGGACAUGUCUUUCAUAUGCCCUGUUUGUCACAGUGGCUUGAGAGAUCGAAGAAUUGUCCUCAGUGUCGUGAGAAACUGUCCAGCAGUAAGAUCUUCCGGUUAUACUUCAAUUUCAAUGCCAAUGAGUCGAUCAAAGAGGAUGCAGCUUCCCUGCAGCAUCGGGUAGACAAUAUGCAGUUCCAGUUGGACCUGAAAGAAACUUCGAUCAAGGAGGCUAACAGAAAGUAUACCGAAAUGAAGAAACAGAGAGAUCUGCUGCGUGCAGAGGUCCUCAAGUGCGAGAGUGAACUCGCCAAGAAGGAGUCUGCAAUCUUUGCUCUCCAAGAGCAGGCCAGAUAUCUGAAGACUGCGGCUGAUGAGAAGAAUAUCAUUGAAGCUAAAUUCCAGAGUCUCAAGUCGAAGAUCGACGAAUAUCAGGCAAUCCAGAAACUUCUGACGUCUCCUGCUGCUGCUACUGAGGAGCUCAUAGCUUGCACUCAGGAUGUUUCCAAGCUCAGCGUUUAUGUUUCUGUUUUAAAAAGACAACUAGAGGCAGAACAGCAUCGUCGUAGAGAGUUACGAGACCUGAUGAAAGACAUGAGAAAUGAGUUGAAAAAGUUAUUACAGGAAAAAAACAAGAUGGAAGAAGUAAAAACAAAACUAGAGAUUGAUAAUGAUGCCCUCGAGGCUCAGAAUAGGCGAUUGCGGGAUCAGGUGGAGAAAAAUCCAGAAACUAAAAGAGAGGAUGAUGAAGUGAAAGAAGAAUCCUUUGAUUUUCGAUCACAAUUUCCUUCUGUGAAACGUCAAAAGCUGAAUAACUUAACAAAAGUGAAACCAGAUGCUGAUCUUAACGACGAGGAGAACGAUCCCCUGGCGCACAUGCAUUCUUUCAAGGUCACAUCAGCAAGAGAUCAUUCUAGUAAUUCACGAAAUAAGGCUCUCUCAUCGGAUUCGAUUCUGAAGAAAAAAACUCGACUGGCUGCAACUGCAACGACACGACUUCCAAAGCCUGACGAUCGUUACAUCCCCGAUGGUCUUGGUGGGUACAUGAAGGUUGAGCAAUUUCCAGUGUCAAGACAAGCCAAAAAGUCACAAUCGCCAAAGAAGACAUCCCUCAAACGCAAACUCGACGAUUCGAAGAAUCAUAAAAUCGACAGCUUCAUAGAUCUCACAUAAAUUACCCACAACACGCCUCACAGCUCAACUUCUUCGAUAAAUAACUGUGAUUGUAAAGCUCUCGAAACGAUCAUUGAAUUUUUAAUCUGAGGGCCGCAUGAACUAUCUAUCGAACGUGAUCAUUUGUUCCAAUUCUAUCUGGUUAGCCUAAAAUAUAUCAAAAUUUGGGAUCAAAUUUGUGUUGCAGGCACCACUCGAAUGGCUAUAAAAAGAUAAUGAAAAAAGAGGAAAAAUUAUGGAAGGGCGCUCAAUCGCGAUAAUGAUCGAAAGGGAUCUAACAAGUUUACAAAAAGAAAAAUAAAAAUACCCAGUUUACAAUUACUCUCCACUGGAUUGAGUGACAGUGAGACGAACUUGGUAGAUGCCUUCCCAUUAUUAUCGCGAUUUAACGCCCUUCAAUAAUUUUUCCUCUUUUUUUCCAUUAUCGUUUGAUCCCAAGCUUUAAUAUCUUUUAGGCUAACAAGAUCAAAUUUAAACAAAAGAUUGCAUUCGACAGAUGGUCCAUCCUCAUUUUACGUAAUUAUUUUUGUUUUUGCACAAAAUUCUCAUGACGCCUGCAAUUUACUCAUUAAUUUAUAUAAAAUUUUGCCAGACAGAUCUUUCAUUUCUCGAAAAAUCCCAGUGUGAAAUGUGCAUUCCUCCAUAUGUUUCGUAAUUGAAUAAAAUAAAUGAAAACCGUG